GUCUUAUUUGAAUUAAAACUAUCUGAUAAAGAUCAGAAAGAAUUACAAGAAGAAUUUGCACUUAAAGCACUGUCUUCUGCUCAUGUCCUAACUAAGGAUAGAAAAGGUGUAUUUGGUGACAAGUUUAAAAAUUUAGUCAAGAAAGAAAAUACCAAAACUAAACUAUAUAAUGAUGCUAAUAGGGAAAAGCAUAGAUUUUAUUUAUCUAAUCAAACUAACUAA
Molecule: messenger RNA, 222 nt
Organism: Cetraspora pellucida
Lineage: Eukaryota; Fungi; Glomeromycota; Glomeromycetes; Diversisporales; Gigasporaceae
Source: the annotation of a GenBank genome assembly